Messenger RNA from Bufo bufo (common toad), 3386 nucleotides. RefSeq names its product serine peptidase inhibitor, Kunitz type 2 (gene SPINT2). Lineage: Eukaryota; Metazoa; Chordata; Amphibia; Anura; Bufonidae. The coding region runs from base 241 to 1431 and encodes 396 amino acids. The transcript has 8 exons. Gene Ontology annotation, molecular function: serine-type endopeptidase inhibitor activity. The record is from RefSeq and is a predicted model, not a curated record.
GAGGUAGCGCGGGUCGGGACUCACCUGGAGUGGGCGUGGCGCUGGGUAAAGUCAGGCUGACGGGGGCGGGGCUUAGUAAGGAAACACAGCUGCCCGGGUCCGACGCUUGCAGUGGCCGACGCGCAGGGACAAGUAGUGAUACCGUGCAGUUUGGGCUUCCGCGGAUCACGUGAUCAGGAGCGAGUGACGCAGUUUUUACGGCAAACGGUAACCCCGCUAAGGCGGAGAGUAGACACAGCGAUGGCGGCUUGGCUCCGCGGGCUCCUCGUCCUCUUAAUUCCCUUAGCUUUGGCGGACACCGAGCUGCCCUGUGACGGUUACGAGGUGACGGAGGGUUUCGGUCUGGAGGAUGUAGAUGCGCCCUCUCAGUUUGGAGUGAAGCUGCUGGAGCCCGCUGAGGAUGUGGAGGACGAGCAGAAGUGCUGGAGCCGCUGCUGUGACAACACAGCCUGUGACCUGGCCUCGGUGUCCGCCGGGAAGUGCUACCUGAUCCGGUGUAACGUCCUGGGCUUCGACAUGUGCGGCCUGACCCAGAUGGAGGGCGCUAGGACCUACAAGAAGCAGAACCUCGGGGUCCAGCCCACACAGCACGAUUUCUGCCUGCCAGAAAAGAAAACCGGAGAUUGCCGAGCAUUUUUCAUAAGAUGGUGGUACAAUCCCGAGACUGAGACCUGUCAGAACUUCACCUACGGAGGUUGUCCUGUGAACCUGAACAACCAUAUGGGAGAGGAAGAAUGUAUGCAGAAAUGUCAAGGUUUAAAAGCUGUGGAGGUCAGGGAUGCUGAAGGGCCCAGUAAACGUAUGGUGUCCGCCCUGUCUGUUCCAGACUACUGCUCGGGGCCUGGUGUGACUGGCAACUGCCGAGCUUCUUUCCCUCGUUGGUAUUUUGACGCAGAAUCCACGUCCUGCCAGCUGUUCACCUACGGCGGCUGCGGAGGCUCCAAAAACAACCACCUGUCUGAGCAGGAGUGCAUGGCCAAAUGCGUGGCGCCAAAACCAGAACCUGAGAAAGUUCACGCUCCCAAAAAAGGAGAUUUUGCAGAGUACUGCGCUGCAUCUUACUUUACUGGACCUUGUCGCGCUGCCUUCAAGAGGUGGUUCUAUGACCCUACAUCAAGCUCAUGCAAAACGUUUGUGUAUGGCGGCUGCGGUUCCAAAAGCAAUAACUACCUCACUGAGGCUGACUGUAUGGACAUGUGCUCAGGACGCACAGAAGACGAUGACUUUGCCGAUCACAGCAUCAUGCAUCGCUCUGUGACUGCUGUGGUGCUGCCCAUCCUGCUUGCCCUCCUGGCUGCCACAUUGAUUGGCAUCAUGAUCCUGUUCUUCGUGAAGGUGGCAAGGAAGAAUCAAGAGACUGCAGGUUUCCGGGCCAUGUGGAACCCUAUUGAUGACAAGGAGUGCCUUAUGAACAGCGCAUACAGCCUUUAAGAGAGUAAAAAAAAAAAAAAAUCUAAAAGUAUGAACACUCCGUUUUAUACCAAGGCCUAUAAUAAAACUCCUAUGCUACUGCUAACAUAUCUCACUUGGUUCUAAUUGGAACUCCUCGGGGACCAAGGUUUCCAGCAAAAGAAUUUGCAUUUUCCCUUCAGUAACAAAACCAGAAAUCAUUACUUGCCUUCAGUUACAGCAAGGGGUUACAUUUUAGAGCGGACUCAUCAGUGAAAUAUAAUGUAUAUUCUAUUUUACAGAUAUAGAAAUUUUCUUAUCGGUAGUUUUAUCUGAACAAUAAGUUGUAUUUUACGGUACUUGAUUUACAGGUUUCCUGAACUCUAAUGACAUGUAUGUAGCUUCUUAAGGUUUCUUUAGAUAGAUCUUCUCCUCAAUUGUCACUCCGUUCCUUUGGAGUAGGGUCUCCUCAGAGCAAGUGUAUAAGCCCUGUAUGUUCUGGAAGAUAUGUAGGCCGCAGGUGCCUCAAGGAUUUAUUGCAGGUUCUUUGAGCUGGUAUUCUGCAUGCGGUUGGGUAAGGGUGCCUUCAAACGCUGCAGAUUUUGUUGCAGAAAUUUCCGCGACUGAAACGUAGGGAGUGAUGAGUAUCUUCCAGACCCCUAUGGUUCUGCUUGGACAAGAUGUGAUAAUCACAUUUACUCUGUUCUCACCAUAGACUCUGGUCUAGAAGUUAGCAGUGUCUGACUAGUCUGUGGGAUCUCACGUUGGAAUGUACUUGAGUUUUAGGUGGGUUAUGGGGCAUGUCAGGUUAGUCCUCUGCUUCCUGGAAACUGGUACAAAUGGACUGAUGGCCACUCCAGCCUAAGGUACUGAUAGUAGGGUCUUGUGUGGUAAUGGUGAACUAGACCUGGACUCUGGACAAGAAGUCAGGACUUCUUGGACAUGUGUUUGCAACUUGAAGCCACACUGUAACCUAUACACUUACUGAAGGGAAUGGUACUUUACUAAACUGUGAUCAGAUGACCUGUUGUAUAUAGUACUACAGUUUUUAAUCAGGGUGUACAUUACACAUAAGUAUAGAACAAAGGGCGUGGUUGGUAAUCUCUAUUCCUGACCCCUGUAUGAUGAUUAGUGGCUGCAUCUGUCCACUUAAUAAUGGUCAUGACUUAAAGGCACCUUCGGGGCAGUUUUUUUAAUGAUUGCAUUUUACUCCUCCUCCUCAUAAACAUGCAUUAUAGCUCAACUAUUAAACUGGUAACAAUAUGGCUUAAAUGAGUGUUUGAGGUCAGGAGAUCAGACAUAAGAGCUACACAUGAGCUGUCAGUUGUUGGGACUGAAAAAGUAAUGCACUCAAAAAUGGCUGAAUAUUUUUAAUAAAGACCAAUUUUUAUUUUAUUUAUUUUUUAGCCCAAAAUGAGUAAACUGCAAUCCUAAAACAAACUGCCCCGAAGGUGUCCAUAGCCUUUAAAGGGGUUGUGCCAAGUUUUGGUAUCCCACUAUCUACAUGAUAGGGGAGAUAACUAACUGAUCAUUGUGGGUCUGAUCACUGGGACUGGCACUACUCCUGAGAACAAGGGUCCCAUACCUCUGUCCUGAUGCUCCAUGCCACUCCAUUCAUUCUCUAUGGGACUGCUGGAGAUUGACGAGUGCUAGACUCUGCUAUCUCCUGCUUUCCCAAACAGAUUGAUUAGAGCACUGCGAUACAUGCAUGACCUGCCGCUUCAUCAGGAAUCCCAUUCUCGGGAUCAGCAAUCAGGGGAUAACUUUAAAACUUGGCAUGACCCUUUUAAUGUAGGACAUUACCUCCUGAAGCGCUCCACCCUCUCUACUACUUGACUGUUCCUACAAGUAAAUCUGCACAGUAGUUUUAAGAGUUUUCUUUAAAUGUCUAUAAGGUUGUUGUUUUUGUUUGUUAUAUUUUUCUGUUUUUAAUAAAUCGGACACCUGUAUUCUGAGCCUUUCUUUAUAAGCUUUGAAUAAAAUCUUUACAUACAGAA